GGAGAGGUGUGUACGGGGGGUGGCUGGCGGGGGAGGUGGCUGUAGUCUCUCUUUUGCAGUGCUAUGGUAAUAACUGUCCCUUCCCCCCACUUCCAGCCCAGCCUUCCUCCCCAUCUGCUUUCUCCUCCUCUCGUUUGGUCCCAGGCAGGCAGCAGACAGACUGCAUCAUUUUUUGCACAGGCUGCAGCAGCAGCGCCGAGAGAGGGAGCAGGUGGAGAGUUCAGAGACUGCAGUGAAGCUGCCCUCGAGACAUGGCGGAUCAGUGCCUGUGAAUAAGCAAAAAAUCCCCAAGCUGCCUCCCCUCCGAGCUCCGGUUCGCUGGGCUGCUGCUGACAGGCCAAGGAGAAAGGAGAGAAGCGGCCAGAGGACAAAUGGUGCUGCAGCCUUUUCUUUAAUUUCCUCCCCUUCUUCUCCAUGUUGUAUCUCUCUUCAGUGCUUUAGUCAGUGUAGCUGCUGCUGCUAGCAGGAGCAUCCAGGGACAGUGCCAUCGCUCCCUCCCUUCCCCCCCCCACCCCCUCUCCAUCUAUCUGUCCAUCCAUCCAUAAGGGCUAUGGCUGCAGAAGAGGUAUUGCAGACAGUGGAUCACUAUAAGGCUGAGAUCGAAAGGCUGACUAAGGAGCUCACCGAAACAACCCACGAAAAGAUCCAGGCAGCUGAAUAUGGACUGGUGGUGCUGGAGGAAAAACUCACCUUGAAACAGCAGUAUGACGAGCUGGAGGCUGACUACGAUUGCCUUAAACAGGAGCUGGAGCAGCUGAGAGAGGCAUUUGGACAAUCAUUCUCAAUUCACCGCAAAGUGGCGGAAGAUGGUGAAACACGUGAAGAGACUCUCCUGCAGGAAUCUGCAUCAAAGGAAGCUUAUUACCUAGGGAAGAUCUUGGAGAUGCAAAAUGAGCUGAAACAGAGCAGGGCAGUGGUCACCAAGGUUCAAGCAGAGAAUGAGAGGCUCACUGCUAUCGUCCAUGACCUGAAAGAGAAUAACGAAAUGGCAGAGCUGCAGAGAAUACGAAUGAAAGAUGAAAUUCGAGAAUACAAGUUCCGAGAGGCAAGACUUCUUCAGGAUUACACAGAGCUUGAAGAAGAAAAUAUCACUUUGCAAAAACUGGUGUCCACACUGAAACAGAACCAAGUUGAAUAUGAAGGUUUAAAGCAUGAGAUUAAACGAUUUGAGGAGGAGACAGUAUUGCUUAAUAGCCAGCUAGAAGAUGCCAUCCGAUUGAAGGAGAUUGCCGAACAUCAACUGGAGGAAGCCCUGGAGACUUUAAAAAAUGAAAGGGAGCAAAAGAACAAUCUGAGGAAGGAACUCUCCCAGUAUAUCAACCUCAAUGAUAGUAUGUACAGUAAUCACAUUAAUAUAUCGGUAGAUGGAUUAAAGUUUGCAGAGGAUGGGAGCGAACCUAAUAAUGAUGACAAAAUGAACGGGCACAUCCAUGGGCCUCUUGUGAAACUGAAUGGAGAUUACCGGACUCCCACAGUUAGGAAAGGAGAAUCUCUGCACCCAGUCUCUGAUCUCUUCAGUGAGCUCAACAUAUCGGAAAUGCAGAAAUUGAAGCAGCAACUUGUGCAGGUGGAGAGAGAAAAAGCUAUUCUCCUUGCCAACCUUCAGGAGUCCCAAACGCAGCUAGAACACACAAAGGGAGCCCUGACUGAGCAACACGAGCGGGUCCACAGGCUCACAGAGCACGUCAACGCCAUGAGGGGAUUGCAGAGCAACAAGGAGCUGAAAGCAGAGCUAGACUGUGAGAAGGGCCGAGACUCCAGCGAGGAAACGCAUGAUUAUGAAGUAGACAUCAAUGGCCUGGAGAUCCUAGAAUGUAAAUACAAAGUGGCCGUGACAGAAGUGAUUGACCUUAAAGCUGAGAUAAAGGCCUUAAAGGAGAAAUACAAUAAAUGUGUGGAAACAUACACCGAAGAAAAGGCGAAGUAUGAAAGCAGGAUCCAGAGGUAUGAUGAGCAGGUGACGAACCUGGAAAGAUCAACGAAGGAAAGUUACGAGAAAAUGGUUCACAUAGAAAAAGAGUUGCAAAGGAUGACGAGCAUAGCGAAUGAAAACCAUAAUACCCUCAACACAGCCCAGGAUGAGCUGGUGACAUUUAGUGAGGAGCUGGCUCAGCUCUAUCACCAUGUAUGUUUGUGUAAUAAUGAAACUCCCAACAGGGUCAUGUUGGACUAUUAUAGGCAAAGUAGAGUCACUCGUAGUGGGAGCCUGAAGGGACCUGAUGAUCCUAGGGGGCUCCUGUCUCCACGGCUUACCAGAAGAGGAACGGCAUCCCCGGUAGAAGCCAGGACCCCAACUGAGCAAGUUUCGAAAGAGAGCACAGAGGCUGGCAAAGAACAAAGUCCAACUAAGACACCUACGAUUUCUCCUGUCAUCACGGCCCCUCCUUCCUCUCCAGUCUCUGACACCAGUGACAUACGCAAAGAGCCAAUGAAUAUCUACAACCUAAAUGCAAUAAUACGGGACCAAAUCAAGCACCUGCAGAAGGCUGUAGAUCGGUCACUGCAGCUGUCACGCCAGCGUGCAGCAGCACGUGAACUGGUGCCCAUGAUUGAUAAGGACAAGGAGGCCUUAAUGGAAGAGAUACUGAAACUGAAGUCCCUGCUGAGUACAAAACGGGAGCAGAUAGCAACCCUGAGGGCAGUGUUGAAAGCCAACAAACAGACAGCUGAAGUGGCACUGGCCAAUCUGAAGAAUAAAUAUGAGAAUGAAAAAUCAAUGGUGACCGAAACCAUGACCAAACUGCGAAAUGAAUUAAAGGCUUUGAAAGAAGAUGCAGCAACCUUCUCAUCCUUGAGAGCAAUGUUUGCAACCAGGUGUGAUGAGUAUGUCACACAGUUGGACGAGAUGCAAAGGCAGUUGGCAGCUGCAGAGGAUGAGAAGAAGACCUUAAACUCUCUAUUGCGGAUGGCUAUCCAGCAAAAACUUGCCCUCACCCAGCGACUGGAGGAUUUAGAGUUCGAUCAUGAGCAGUCCCGACGCAGCAAAGGCAAGCUUGGAAAGAGCAAGGACAGCCGCUCUAAAGUAAGUGAGGAAGCAUCAGCCACCGUGCCAACCGUAGACACUUUCCUCCUGCAUAGUCAGGGCCCACAGCAGCCAAACUUACUGGUCAGCAGUGGCACUCAGAGGAAAAGACUAUUCUCACCUUCCCCUUGUGAUCAGAGCCAUCCCAGGACUUCAGGGACCUACCUACAGAAUAUAUUAAGAGCCCCCCUUGAUCCCACCUCCACAGAAUCAUUUCUUCUGAGGAGCCCCCCUUCCAUGAGUGAACUCAUCCAUGAGUACCGUCUCAGCAAGGAAAAAAGGUUAACCGUGGCCAUACCAGCAAAGAGAGAUUAUCAGCAGCCUGCUACCUCCAUACCACUAUGCGGCUCACAACUAGCCAGGGGGCCGGACUGCCAGACUGUCAGUCCUAAUGUAGCCCUUCCAGAAGAGCAGCCACAUUCCAGCUCUCAGUGUGCCCCUCUCAACUGUCUCUCCAAGCCUCCUCCUUAUUCCUAAUCUUCAGAUGCAACAUAAGAGAAAAAACAAACAAACAAACAAACAAACAAACGGGAGUGGAGCUCACACAACAAAGGUAUAAGUUGCUCCCAAGGAUUCAGUAGACAAUCCUGCCUUGUUGCUGCAUUGAUAACUCUGGAUUCAUACCCAAUGACUUUUUAUGGUUCCUCUAAUUAUAUUCAAACUUUGCUAUCACACCUGAAGUUUAGUGAAAUUUAACAAAGUGAGAAAAUGUUCCUCCCAGCUGCUUGGCUUUACCUCUGAAAUAUUGAGAGACUUAAGCCAAUAUUUUAAAAAAAUGUUACAAAAUCCUAUUUUCACAUCCUCUAUGUUCAGCCAUACAAACCAGUUCAGAUUUUCUUUUCUGUCAUUAAGAGUGUGAUAUUUAUUUUUAUUUUAUUUGCACCAUAAUUUUGUGUUUAUAAAAUGUGGUCCUGGUUUUUGGAUUUUGUUUUGUUUUGUUUCUCUUUUUGGUGAGAGUUGUAUUUAAUUCAUUUUAUUUUUAAAAGACAACCAGAAAUAGCUUAAGUUAAGAAUGAUUGAGUUGAUAUUUUAAAAAAUAUGAUGAUUGUUAUCUUGGCCACAGAGUAUGGCCUAAUUUUUUUAUUACACAAAAACAUUGAAAAUGGGGUGAAUUGGAAUGUUAACAGUGACUUUAUAUUUUGCUGCUGCACUGAUAUUGUUUAUGCACUUGUUUUCUAAUUUCUGUUACACUAGCUGCUGGUUUUGUUCUCGGUCUUCACUGGAAGCUAAUUAUUAAACCUAAGAAGGAGAUUAGAGAAUAAUGCUUUGAUUUUCAUUCAGUUAUUUGCUUACAUUUUAAGUAUAUUUAUGCAUUUCAGAAAAAUAGAUGAAUUGGUGCUUUUUCUGGGGGGUUUGGGGAGGGUUCUGUUUGGUAUCUGAGAAAGAAAAGCUAAAACAACCUGAAGUAAAAUGUUGUGUGUUAAUUAAAAUCUUCUGGUUUUGUUCCUGCUCCCAAAUUGAGGGUACUUGUUUGAGGCCUUACCAGUGAAAGGAUAAAGAGUAAGAAUGGUGAGGUUAUAUACAUUUAGCAUGAGAUUUUCUAUGGUGAAAUACCUCAUGCAUGUAGGGUUAAUGGUUUGGAUUGAAAUUGGCAGGAUUUUACUGUAGUGCAUUUUUUCCCUUGCCAAAUAUUAACAAAUACAGAACCUUAGUUCAUUGUCAGUUUAUGACAAAUACUCAGGUGACCUAUGAUGCACAGUGUUUCUAGUUAAAGAAUCUCUCCUCUAAAGGCUGGAUAAAGCUGUGUUGCAGAGUAGUGGAUUUUCACAGCAAAAUGAAGGAUAGCUGAAUUUAUUUUGCACAGAAUCUGACAGCAAGGCGAGUAGCUAAAUAAGCUGUGGUGUCUUAGCACCUUUGGGCUUCUUAUCUGAUCAUCAAGAUGGAAAAAUACAAGUACUGCCCAAUCCAGUUGCUAAUUAGCAUACUCCUUGCUCUUGGUCAGUGGCCUUAAUUUAUUUAAAGAAGACAGGCGUUGAUAUUUCCAUGUUUCUGUCUGUUCCUUCUCUGUGGGGUUAAUAUGAUCCACAAGAUGGAAAUAGAAAUGCAGCUUACGAUUUGCAGCAAUUAAAAAAGAAAAAUUGUUGCAGAUAUAGUUGGAAUAAUUCAAUAUAACUGAAUUUGAGGAAACGAACACAGUCCUCCAAUAUUAACAGUGCUUACCAAAUGUAAUAACAUACAGUAUAUAAGUGGAGGAAAAAAUCAGCGGCCAAUCAGUGUGCCUAACAAUCAUUACCAUAGUACCAGUAAUGAAGGUGCUGUAAAUAGAAGUAUCCUAAUGUAAUCAACAAUGUACACUAUAUAACCUUGUCAGAGCCAUUGAGCUAAUAUAACAAAACAUGUAGAAUUGGAGGUGGAGAAAAAUAGAAACAAAUUCAUGUAAAAGUCUGAUCAUACCAACCUAACAACUCUUUGCACUGUUUCUAUAUACGUUUCCAAGAUGUUCACUUCUUGUACUGCAUUCACAUAACUUUUUAGUGCCAUACAUAACCUACUCUUCUAACAGAAAAGUCCGAUAAAACUUGUUUAGUAUUAUCAUGCUGUUUGGCACUAAGAUUAGCUGCUAUGUAGAUUUUUAUUAAAGAACUGUUUUGUCUGGGCAAAUGUUGCCUUUAAAAAGCACCUCGGAAUACCUGAUGAUGUUAGAUCAGUGUAUUAUUAUUCCUCAGUGGUAGCGUCUGUGUCCAACAAAGAUAGCUACUGCAUAUCAGUUAAGUGAGAAAAAAAUUAGCAUUGCCACAUUGUAUACAGUUGCUGUAAACUGUAUUUAGAAUAUUAUCUCCUGUUUUCAUAUCCAAACCAGACAUCUAUUGAAACUACAAAGAACAUUUCUUCCCCCUAAUUUAAAAACAAAUUCUAAAAAAUCCUAUACGGUUUAGUUUCUUUUUAUAUAGAUAUGAAUCUGUGGAGAAAAUACUUGUUUUGAAAUAUUAAUUCAAUAAUAUAUUCAUUUUUAAUUGUGAUUUGCAAAGUAAAAUUAGCAACUCUGAAAGACUGUAAUGGUAUGCGUAUUUGGAUCAAGAGUUAUAGAAGAGUGUUCCAUGGAUUAGAAAUUUUGGUCAUGUUUUACAGAAAUAAGUAGUUUUUUUUAAAGUUUUGAUUCUCCUGUGAUGCUUUAAUUCCUAAUCAAUUUAUAAUUUUUUAAAUAUAAUAAAGCAAGAAUACAUGCUUGAAAUUGAAGAGAUCUAGGAAAGAACCAACUUAAAUGUAAAAAUGACUGUGGUUAUUGCAUUGUAAGAAAUAAAGCUUUGUAGGCCCCAGAGCAGUCUUGCCUCUUUUGUCAGUUCACUGGGGGAAAAACAUAUCUUAAACUUCAGAAAACAUAAAGCCUUCUUGGUUAGAUGGUAAUUAGUGAUGUAAAGUUUUACCAAAUAUCUGGUAGGAAUUGCUUCUGAACACAAAAAAUCCAACUUGUUUUUAAUGUUGGCAAAAUGAUGUAUAUAGCCAUUUUUAAAAAUCAUUCCUAACAUAUUGCCAUCUAUCCUGAUUUUAAAAUGAAGGGGAAAAAAUGAAUACAUAUAUUCUUAGAGGCUAGGUAUACUUAGAAAUGCUGAUGUAUAUCCCCAACAGCAAAGAACCGUCUUUCAAAAGCUUGUCCAGACUUUCAUAUUAGAAAUGCAGCUAUUGUUCAUAAAGAGGGCCUUGGAGUCUCUGGUUGUCAGGUAGCCUAUGAAUGCAUGACCGUUUUGUCCUUUUUUCUGACCUUGGGAGAGUUGUUUCCUGAUAGAAACAAAUGAUCCAUGUCUGAACAGCCAGUUACUGGAAAUUUGUGGAAGGAAAACAAAAUAAACAGUGUAAAUCAAAUUCAAAUAUAAGGGUAGAAGAAACUGAAUUAAUAGAAAAUUGUAAAACAGGAGUGGGGAAGAAUAUAUGUUCUACCAGCGUCAGAAGGUAACCUUGAGACUUUUAUAGAAAGAGAAAAUAUAGAUCAUUUCCCAUCUCAAAUCAUGUAAGGGUCUUUGCCUUCUAGACAGAGGCAGCAGGGAGAUCCUUUUUAAUUGAUCUCUGACAGGUUGGCAUCUCCAUGCUUAUUCAACCCAAGUAGAAUUCAUGUAAUUAUAGCUAUACAGUAUGAUUAAGAUAAGGUGGAGAGUUUUAAUGCCAAGAUUAUGCUUCAGUUUUUUUCCUGUUUAAAAAUUUGAAGUGGUUUUAACCAUUUGCCAUACAUAUCUGUAAGCAAAAAGAGGAGGAUGUUUUAAAAGAUGAUAAAGACAUCACCAAUGAAGGCUGCUAACCUGAAAUCAUAUUAAUAUCAGUGUUUACAUAAAGCAGCUAGUUACAUGGGGAGCAAUCCUGCUUACACUGGAUGCAAUGCAAGCAGAACUGGGCCCAUAUUAUGCUAGCUACUUUAGAACUUCACCUGGCAUCACUGGAGGAAUUUUGCCAUCAACUUCAGUAGAAAUGGACUGAGUGCGUAAGGAGGUUAUAGAUUACACAAGCUCUUCAGAGGUCUGUUCUCUUUCUCAAGUGAUAGAUGUACAUCUGUUGGAGUUGCAGUAAAUGUGUUUCUUUCUGUCCUGAAGAAAUCUUUAUUUGAAAAUGGCAGGCAUUGAUGUUUUACAUUUGAAGCAUGAUCACUGCUUUAUUUACCUCUUUAAAAAUGAUAGCCAUCAAUUUACUUCAGUUUUUCUCCUGCUAUACAUGCAGUAUGUCUUAAGGAGACAUACAGUAUUCAGAACUUUUUUCACCAUUGAUGGUGUUGGUUUUUUUUAAUUUUUAAAUAUUCUGUGAAAAAGAAAUACACAAAAAACAACUAAUUGCCUUUAGCCUUAAGGCACAAAUGCACCUACAUAUGCAAUAUAAAGUUCAUGCAUGAGAUUCUUUAAAUCAUGUAGCCGUUUCCAUAAGUAUGAUGAUGAAGCUAGAGAAUUCUUUUUUCCUGUAUGAUUCCCUUACUCCCUGUGUCAGAAAUGCAAGACGGAUGUUACACAGAGUCUGUACCUUACAUGAUAAGCAUGGUUUAAAUCCUCCUUGCAUUUUAAUCUUUUUCCUGUGGAGUUCUUGAAAAUUCCCCUCUAUUAAAUCUAAAGUCAACAAAGUGACAAACUGACAUGAGAUAAAGGAAAAUUCCCAUAUUCUAUAAAUGUAGUUCAUUUGUUGUCAGACUCUGGGUGAUGGGGCCUUGGGUUUCAAUUACUGUCUUUAUAUGGAGGUGUUUGUUCUGCUCAUCAUUAUUAUGCUGUAAUAGAAACAAUGGAGAUUAUUGUAUGGUUUUUCUCAGCAUUAGUAAACAUGGUUAAACAAAUGGUUUUUUUUUAUUAAAACUUGUGUUUGAUUUAAAAGGUGUGCUGGAGAUUAAUGAACAAAAGAGGCUAACCCAAAUGAACUGGUUUGCUAGCUGGUUCAUUUAAUCAGCAGUGAAGAAGAAAUAAGAAAACUCUAACUUUUAAAAUGGUUACUAUUAUUGUUAUUAUUAUUAUUUAUUUGUUUAUUAUUCACAGGUAUGGCUUCGUGCACCAUGCCAGUGGGUAAAUUAAGUGUAUCUCAUUAAUUAUUGCCCUACUAAUUUCAAGCCCUAUGGUUUGACUGUUAAAGGGUUAAUUAACUUGAUCCUUUGGGGAAAAAAAUGUAAAAAACAAAAAAAUCUGAUGUUUUGUGACUUUUAUAAUCUACUGAACAUUUCCAUUUGCAUGAUGAUCUGUAUCUAACAAACCAUACCAAUUGCCGUGUUAAUUUCCAAAUAGUUUUAACAUUGGUGAUAUUUGUGACAAACACAAAUUUGUAUACUGUAUGUUUACUGCUGUUAUGACUUGGCUACUCCUAUGUUGAAUUGAAAUUAUGUUGUAAUGCCUUCCUGGGCUUAAAUGAUGGAGUGUUUCUGGAUGGUGAAGAAUACAAAAGUAUAUGUGCUCAUUGACUAAAAUAUUGAACAUGAGAAACUCUUCUUGUUGCUACCUUUUGUUUAAAAGCAAAACAUGAUGAAUAAUUCUUGGUUCCAAAAAUGCAUCAUUUGUAUUUCAAGUUAACAUAAUCCCCAUGUUAACCCUUUCCUGCCAUGUUUCUUAUACCUAUAGAUAAUCCUAGGUGAAUGCCUUGUGAGGGAUUCAUAAAGUAUGUGCUUGUACAUGUGUAGUAUGACCAUGCAGUCAAAUGGUUGAGAAAAACAAUCCAGUGCUGAA
Gopherus evgoodei (Goodes thornscrub tortoise) is the source of this 9138-nucleotide messenger RNA. It is a transcript of the gene BICD1, whose product is annotated as BICD cargo adaptor 1. Gene Ontology annotation, cellular component: cytosol; Golgi apparatus. Bases 551 to 3499 code for a protein of 982 amino acids. The record is from RefSeq and is a predicted model, not a curated record. Lineage: Eukaryota; Metazoa; Chordata; Testudines; Testudinidae. Gene Ontology annotation, biological process: protein localization to organelle; microtubule anchoring at microtubule organizing center; positive regulation of receptor-mediated endocytosis. The transcript has 11 exons. Gene Ontology annotation, molecular function: dynein complex binding; cytoskeletal adaptor activity; dynein intermediate chain binding.